AUGGGUGUUCCGCUGCCCCAACGACUUCUGGAGCGGUACAAGAAGCUGGUCGUUGCACGCCACGACUACAUGUUGGCACAGGCGCAGAGACUUAAUGAGAUGCAAAAGUAUCAAAAUAGACGCCGCUUUGUCCAAGAGUCGUUUGAAGCUCUGGUGGAUACAUUUUCGGCGCAGACGGAGGAAGGCUUGCGAGUCACCGCCGCUGGAUCCUUUGAGGGCCUGAAAGGCCAGCUCUUGCAGGACUGGCAUGACUUACGGCAGCAAUCCAGCGUCACAGCCGAUAUCGAGCAAGCUGCAAGUUCAAAACAGUACUCUAUAAACGAGGCAGAGCGAAAGUUCAUGCAAUCACUACGAGCGUUUGUAAAGAGAUUACCCCAAGGCGAUAGCUUCGCCGCCGCUCUUGCAGAAAUCGAGCAAGCGAGUGGGAUUGGUAAUCAGUCGACUAAGGCAUCAAAUGAUAUCCCUGAGUUGGUACAGACAUAUUUUGACCGACGAGGUGACAUGGCGCUCAUCAUGGAGCAGAUCGGAGAUUUGGAGCACAUGUACAACGACGAGAAAGGUGCCAGAGACUUUCGCCGAGACCAAGAAGUGGAGCCUCCCACGUCUGAUGAUGAGUUCCACGAAGCAUUCGAGACAGAAUACAACGCUCUCUUGGGCCGGCUGGAAGUUCUGAAAAAAGAUGUGGAAGAUAUGCGGACGCAAUGCAUGGAAAGCGGAAUUGACGUGGAGGCCUACAGAUUCAAGCAAAAUAGAUCUCAAUCGGCCACUUCUUCGUCCUCCUCCUUUGCAUUUGUGGAUGAUGAACAGGGCGAGAUCUUCACUCUGCGGCCUUCGAAUCUGGAAAAUCUGCUUUCGGAUAUGAGGGACGCACCUAUUGGUUUUCUGGGCGAAGGGCAAGGCGCCACGGCUGACAGUGUCCUCGAAUCACAUCCAGAAGCGGACCAAAACAGCGUUGAGCGUUGGCUUACAGGACUAAACGGCAUUUCGACUGAUCCACCUGUGAUAAAUGAUUCUCAGAUCGCCCACGUUGAACCUUUUAGCUUCGCAACGACCAGACAACAAGAGAUUCGGGCAAAGAUCAGGAUUCAGGGAAAACGCAGGCGGUCUGAUUCAGCCAUUUUUGGUGACUUCUUCCAUGAAGCACAGGGAGGAAUUUAA
Messenger RNA from Zasmidium cellare ATCC 36951, 1158 nucleotides. RefSeq lists its product as uncharacterized. NCBI's taxonomy places the organism in Eukaryota, Fungi, Ascomycota, Dothideomycetes, Mycosphaerellales, Mycosphaerellaceae. The record is from RefSeq and is a predicted model, not a curated record. The transcript has a single exon. Bases 1 to 1158 code for a protein of 385 amino acids.